Messenger RNA from Tilletiopsis washingtonensis, 877 nucleotides. RefSeq lists its product as hypothetical. Bases 1 to 822 code for a protein of 273 amino acids. Lineage: Eukaryota; Fungi; Basidiomycota; Exobasidiomycetes; Entylomatales. The record is from RefSeq and is a predicted model, not a curated record. The transcript has 4 exons.
AUGUCGACGAGCGAGAAGGCGCUGAGCAACGGUGCCAGCCUCCUCGAGAUUACGCGCGCGCAAACACGCACCAUCGAGACUCAGGCACGCAGCAUCGAGUCCCAGGCACGCACCAUCGAGUCUCUCGUGAAGAAGCACAUCGAGACCAGCUCGGCAAGAGAGAGCGAUCUGCUCCUGAAGAACCGCGAGCUGCGCAACAAGCUGCGCGAGCUGCGCGAGCUGCGCGAGCUGCGCGGUGAAGAAGCGCACGGCACCACGUCGAGCCGCGAGCCACCCAUUCCGGCGCACGAUUCCUCAAGCGCUGCGCCGUGCUCUCACACGGGCACGAGCUGCGGUGGUAGCCACGGCCUGGAGGCGCCGACUCGCGAGGACGCAGCGAAGAAGCGCAAGCUCGCGACCAACGAGAGCCGCGAGGAUGCGCCGAGCGCCGGCAGUGCGCAGCACGGCGCCUGCUCGUCAUCGGCGCCCGACAUAGCUUGCCCGCCCGUCCGUCGACUGGGCCCUCUCACGCCCACCAGCUCGCAGAGCACAUCGCGCUCAGAGAAGAUGCGUCAAGCGCUCGACGUCUUCGACACUUCCCGUGCGCAGAGCCCGGUCACGCCUGAGCUGCCUCGCCAGCAGAGCGCGCUCCAGCCUAUCCGUGCCGCUUCGCCCGUCUCCGAGGACAGCGGUGACAGCGAGCUGCGCAUUCCAACGACCAAGGAGCUGCGCUCGCCGCCGCCCACCCGCGCCGCAUCGCCUGUCCGUGCCGCAUCACUUAAUUCGGAGGACGAGUCGGAGCCCGAGCUCGUCGUCCCGCGCGCGCGCCCGCCCUACUACUGAGUCGUCAGCCACCCUGCUGCAGGCCUGGGCACUCGGCUUGGCCCCAUCUUUCUAC